Radiomyces spectabilis is the source of this 3169-nucleotide messenger RNA. RefSeq names its product Ca-transporting ATPase. Gene Ontology annotation, biological process: calcium ion transmembrane transport; intracellular calcium ion homeostasis. Gene Ontology annotation, cellular component: membrane. Lineage: Eukaryota; Fungi; Mucoromycota; Mucoromycetes; Mucorales; Radiomycetaceae. Gene Ontology annotation, molecular function: ATP binding; ATP hydrolysis activity; P-type calcium transporter activity. The record is from RefSeq and is a predicted model, not a curated record. The transcript is spliced from 6 exons. Bases 54 to 3065 code for a protein of 1003 amino acids.
CUCUCCCUUUCCUUCCCCUUCGUCCUUUGCUUACUGUUGCUCACCUUUUGCUGAUGGACAAUUCUUUUUUGAAGACACCAGCUGAAGUGUGUUCACACUUUGGUGUAGACCCCAAUAGAGGUCUCUCCGAAGACAAAGUACGAGACCAACGCAAAAAGUUUGGCCCCAACGAAUUGCCUGAAGAAGAAUCGACUCCAUUAUGGCGCCUUAUCCUCGAUCAGUUCCAGGAUCAGCUCGUGUUGAUUCUGCUCGGUGCUGCUGUUAUUUCGUUUGUACUUGCUCUGUUUGAAGAAAAUGAAGGAUCCGAAUCGUCGACUGCAUUUGUGGAACCUAUUGUUAUCUUGUUGAUUUUGGUGGCCAAUGCGACCGUGGGUGUAUUGCAGGAAUCAAGCGCCGAAAAGGCCAUUGAUGCCUUACGUGAAUACUCUCCCGAUGAAGCCAAAGUGUUGCGUCAAGGUGAAUUGAAAAAGGUGCGCGCCGAAGAAUUGGUGCCGGGUGAUAUUAUUGAUAUUUCGGUGGGUAACAAAGUUCCCGCCGACGCUCGUGUGUUGGAAAUCUAUUCAAGUGUGCUUCGCGUGGAUCAAGCAUUGUUGACAGGUGAAUCCGUCAGUGUCAACAAGGACGUUGAACCUAUUCACGAUGUCGGCGCCGUCAAACAAGAUCAAUACAAUAUGCUGUUCUCUGGUACCACGUGUGUGCUUGGAAAAGCCCAUGCCAUCGUUGUGCAAACCGGUGCCGCCACCGCUAUCGGUAACAUUCAUACCUCCAUCACCUCUCAGAUCUCGGAAAAGACUCCCUUGAAGCGCAAAUUGGACGAUUUUGGUGACACCCUUGCCAAGGUCAUCUCGGUUAUCUGUGUGCUUGUGUGGCUCGUUAACAUUCGUCACUUCAACGAUCCUUCGCACAAGGGCUGGAUUCAGGGUGCCGUUUACUAUUUCAAGAUCGCCGUCGCUCUUGCCGUCGCUGCCAUUCCUGAAGGUUUAGCCGCCGUCAUCACCGCCUGUUUGGCUUUGGGUACGAAGAAAAUGGCCAAGUGCGGUGCCAUCGUCCGCAGCUUGCCCAGUGUCGAAACUUUAGGAUGCACCAGCGUCAUUUGCUCCGACAAAACCGGAACCUUGACCACCAACCAAAUGAGUGUCUCACGUGUUGUGUCAUUGGCUAAUACCAGUGGUGGUUUGAACGAAUUGUACGUGGAAGGCAGCAGCUAUGCUCCGGAUGGUUCGGUUACAACCCCUGAUGGUAAAGUCGUGACGGCGUUGCCUGCUCAGAAUGUCUUGGCUCGUGAAAUGGCUUUGGUUUGCUCUCUUUGCAACGAGGCCCGCAUCACUUAUGAUGAGGCUACCGACGUAUACCAGAAUAUCGGUGAACCUACUGAGGCUGCAUUGCAAGUGCUUGUGGAAAAAUUCGGUACCGAUAAUCACGCUGUUAACAACGGAUUGGCUUCUCUGUCGAAACGCGAACGCGUGACGGCGUGCAACGAUUAUUUUGCUGGUCAAUUCAAACGUCAUGCUACUCUGGAAUUCACCCGUGACCGUAAAUCCAUGUCCGUCAUUGUCUCAUCGGAUAGUCAACAUACUUUACUCGUCAAAGGAGCUCCAGAGUCCAUUCUCGAUCGAUGCGCUUACGUCCGUGUUUCCGAACAAGAUGCUCCCGUACCCAUGACCUCGGUCCUUCGUGAUACUUUGAACAAGAAAAUUCUGGAAUACGGUCAAGGCCUGUCGUUGCGUUGCAUCGGUUUAGCUAAAGUUGACAAUGUGAACCCUGCCAGUUUUGAUUUGCGUGACCAGACCAAAUUUGCUCAAUACGAAACCAACAUGACCUUCCUCGGUUUAGUCGCCAUGAUGGACCCUCCUCGUCCCGAAGUGCGCGCCUCUAUUGAAAAGUGUAAAACGGCCGGUAUCCGUGUGAUCGUGAUCACCGGUGACAACAAGAAUACUGCCGAAGCUAUUUGUCGCAAGAUUGGUGUCUUUGAUGAGGACGAGGACUUGACUGGCAAGAGUUACACCGGCCGUGAAUUUGAUGAUUUGUCGCAAGCUGAAAAAAUCGAAGCCGUGAAACGCGCCAAUCUCUUCUCUCGUACGGAACCGGCUCACAAGCAACAGUUGGUCGACUUGUUACAAUCCUUGGGAGAAAUCGUGGCCAUGACGGGUGACGGUGUGAACGAUGCUCCUGCCUUGAAACGCGCUGAUAUCGGUGUGGCCAUGGGCAGCGGUACCGAUGUGGCCAAGUUGGCAGCGGAUAUGGUUCUUGCAGAUGACAAUUUUGCCACCAUUGAGAAGGCGGUCGAAGAAGGUCGCGGUAUCUAUAACAACACAAAGCAAUUUAUUCGUUACUUGAUUUCUUCCAACAUUGGUGAAGUUGUGUCCAUUUUCUUGACGGUUCUGUUGGGUCUCCCCGAAGCCUUGAUUCCUGUCCAGUUAUUGUGGGUGAAUCUCGUGACAGAUGGUCUUCCUGCUACUGCCUUGGGUUUCAAUCCUCCUGACCACGAUAUCAUGCGUCGUCCUCCUCGCAGUGGCAAGGAAGCUUUGGUCGACGGUUGGUUGUUCUUCCGAUACAUGAUCAUUGGUACCUACGUUGGUGUGGCUACCGUGUUUGGUUACGUGUGGUGGUUCAUCUUUUAUGAAGGAGGUCCUCAGAUCUCUUACUAUCAAUUGUCUCAUUUCCACAAAUGCUCAGACUUAUUCCCUGAAAUCGGCUGUGAAAUGUUUACAAAUACCUUUUCUCAAAAGGCGACCACCAUGAGUCUUUCCAUUUUGGUCGUGAUUGAGAUGUUGAAUGCCAUGAACAGCUUGAGUGAAAAUGAAUCUUUGUUGACGUUGCCUCUUUGGGCAAAUCCUUACUUGGUUGGAUCGAUUGUGCUUUCCAUGGCAUUGCACUUUAUGAUUCUGUAUGUUCCUUUCUUCACGAGCCUUUUCGCCAUUGUUCCUUUGAACUUUGAGGAAUGGAAGGCUGUAUUGUGGAUUUCUUUCCCCGUGAUUGUCUUGGACGAGGCCCUCAAGUGGAUCACCCGCACCUGGAUUGCUCCACCCACUGUUGUGCAAAAGACCAAAUCAAAGAAAGAAUAAUUUAUUCUUUGGGCCAUUGUAAAUUAACCCAUUUAUUCCGUGUUACGGUUCUCCUCUUCUUUAUCAUUUAGAAUAAACAUUUUACACACUCUCUUUUAUAACAA